AUGGAGCAGCUAUCGGAUGAGGAGCUUGACCAUGGGGCAGAAGAAGACAGUGAUAAGGAAGACCAGGACUUGGACAAGAUGUUUGGAGCCUGGCUUGGAGAACUGGACAAACUUACUCAGAGCUUGGAUACAGAGAAGCCAGAAGAACCAGUGAAAAGAUCUCCUCUGCGCCAGGAGACCAAUCUUGCAAAUUUUUCAUACCGCUUCUCUAUGUACAAUCUAAAUGAAGCUCUAAAUCAAGGAGAUGCUGUGGAUUUAGAUGCUCUCAUGGCUGAUCUCUGCUCCAUUGAGCAGGAACUUAGUAGCAUUGGGUCACAUUCCUCCAAGAACACCCUAAAAUCUCAUGAACGUAAAGCUUCUCAGAAGCCACCUGCUGGCCGUACAAGCAUCAAACAGAGCAGCUUAAGGGGAUUACCUUCCUCAUCUGGAAAAAUAACCAAACCUUCUCAUGCCAACUACUCCUUGGAUGACAUUACUGCUCAGUUGGAACAAGCCUCUCUAAGCAUGGAUGAAGCAGCAAGGCAGACAGUUGUGGAAGAUACCAAACCAGUUGUAACCAUCCAUCACAGGCGAACGGCUUCGGCAGGCACGGUCAGCGAUAGUGAUCUCCGUUCUGUUAGUAAUUCUUCCCGUUCCAGCAUCACCUCAGCAGCCUCCAGCAUGGAUUCCCUGGAUAUUGACAAAAUGACUAGACCUCAAGAACUAGACCUGGUACAACAAAGCCAGCCCAUAUCUGAGGAGGAACAAGCUGCCAAAAUUAAGGCAGAGAAGAUUCGAAUCGCUCUUGAAAAAAUAAAAGAAGCUCAAGUGAAAAAGCUGGUGAUCAGAGUUCACAUGUCAGACGACAGCUCCAAGACAAUGAUGGUGGAUGAGAGACAAACAGUACGGCAGGUGCUGGACAAUUUGAUGGAUAAAUCCCACUGUGGAUUCAGCCUGGAUUGGUCACUGGUGGAAACGAUUUCUGAGCUGCAGAUGGAUCGUAUUUUUGAAGACCAUGAAAAUCUAGUUGAGAACUUGUUGAACUGGACCCGUGACAGUCAAAACAAGCUGAUGUUUGUGGAACGCAUUGAGAAAUACGCAUUGUUCAAAAACCCACAAAACUACCUUUUAGGAAGGAAAGAGACCUCUGAAAUGGCAGACCGAAAUAAAGAAGUUUUGCUAGAGGAAUGCUUCUGUGGUAGUUCAGUAUCUGUCCCAGAAAUUGAGGGGGUCCUUUGGCUAAAGGAUGAUGGGAAAAAAUCCUGGAAAAAGCGCUAUUUCCUACUCCGAGCAUCUGGUAUUUACUAUGUACCUAAAGGAAAAGCGAAGGCAUCUAGAGACCUUGUCUGUUUUCUUCAACUGGAUCACGUUAAUGUUUACUAUGGUCAGGAAUACCGCAGCAAAUAUAAAGCACCCACUGACUACUGCCUGGUGUUAAAGCAUCCACAAAUCCAGAAAAAGUCUCAGUAUAUCAAGUAUCUGUGCUGUGAUGAUGUCCGAACUUUACACCAGUGGGUUAACGGAAUCCGCAUAGCAAAGUAUGGGAAGCAGCUCUACACUAAUUAUCAGGAGGCUUUGAAGAGGACAGAGGCAGCUUAUGAUUGGACAUCCCUGUCUAGUUCCAGCAUGAAAUCCGGAUCCAGCUCUUCCAGUUUGCCAGAAUCACAGUCUAACCAUUCCAACCAAUCAGACAGCGGACUUUCUGACUCCCUGGCCUCCUGCCAUGUCCGUUCCCAGAGCAUUGUGAGCUCCAUCUUCUCAGAAGCCUGGAAGAGAGGAACCCAGCUGGAGGAGUCCAGCAAGGCUCGGAUUGAGACCUUAAAUCGACCCCUAACAUCACUGACUCCACAAUCACACAUCCAGUGUAAGCAAAAUGCUGCCCAGUAUCCAGGGCCAACCUUCAAAGCACCUUCAGCAAUUCAAACAACUCAACACAGUACAGUCACCACAAGGCCACAGGUGUUUAUAACUCCAAAUGGAGCAAUCCCUCCACCCCCACCACCGCCUCCUCCUCCUCCACCACCACCUCCUGGAUCUGCCAUGGCAAUGUUAAAACUCACAAAUCCAUGUGUGCCACAGAUGCCUCAGUUUACACCGCCUCCACCUCCUCUCAAAAUUCAUCAGAUUGAAAAGAAUUCCACUGUCCAGACUGCACAGCCUCCACCACCCCCACCUCCUCCACCCCCGCCUCCUCCACAAUCAUUCCAAGCUCCAAACAAGCAGUUUGUGCCUGUUGCUAAAACGUCAGUACCUGCUGCUAGUCCAGCAUCCACUAUUGCCACGGGACCACCUACAGUACCGAAAAAGCAGCUACACUUCACACUUUCCCAAACUCAACAGCCUAUUUCAGCACCAUUAGUUCCUUCUGGCCCAACGCCACCUCCAACGCUGCCUAAACAGCAAAGCUUUUCUGCCAAGCCUUCUUCCUCCCCACAGUCAGUCAUGCCCUCAGUUAAGCAAAUUGCUAGUCAGUUCCCACAAAUGCCUCUUUCAGAUUCCCAGCCACCUAAGCCAGCAACUCCAAGUACUGCUCCCCAGUCUCCCCCAGCUGUCAAAGCAAAACCAAAAUGGCAGCCAUUUUCUGUUCCAUCACCUGAAUUUCCUCCUCCUCCCCCUGAGAGUAGCUUAGACUUGCUGCCACCCCCUCCACCACCACCACCUCUUCCUCCUUCAACAUCACCUGUGCCACCACCUUCUCCAACGCCAGACAAAACAGGCUCUCCUUCCAAAAAAUCAAGCAAGACUUCAAGCCCUGGAGGCAAAAAGCCGCCUCCUACUCCACAGCGUAACUCUAGCAUUAAAUCCAACAGCUCUGCAGAGUACUAUGAGUCAAAGAAAUCAUCCGUGGACAGCCUUGUUAGCAAAUUUGAGGAAUCACCUGGAUCUCCAUCUAAGGAAUCAGCACACCCACCUGCAGCUCCACCAAAGCCCGUUAAACUUAAUCUCUCUGGGGUAAACUUGCCUAUGGCCUUUCAGCAAGUAAACCUUUCUGCUCAGAUGUUGCCUUCCACAAAAGAACCCACCAUGGAGUUUCCAUCUCCGCCGUCUGAUUCAGAAUCUGAUUUUCCACCUCCACCAGCAGAUCUUGAGCUUCUUCCACCUCCACCUCCACCUCCAGAUGGCCCUCCUGCUUUGUUUUCUGGCAGCACCUCACCAAAAGUGGCUGUAGUGAACCCACAACCUCAGACGUGGUCAAAAUCAUCUGUCAAGAAAGCCCCACCACCCACUAGACCGAAACGAAAUGACAGCAUGAGGCUAAUGCAAGCUGAAGUGACAGAACCUACUCCCAUUAGUCCUCAAGUACCAACCUCACCGAAGCCCAGUCUAAGUGUACAACCGGAGUUUCUUGCUGACCUUAAUAAGACUCUGCAGCGAAAGUCUAUUACACGACAUAGUUCACUUUCCUCAGCCCGUUCAUCCAGACCAGAACCCACUGCCACAAUGGAUGAUAUGGUACUUCCUCCACCACCACCAGAACUAUUAGGAGACCAUAAAAAACCAAACUGCUAUGGAAGCGGCAAUUUAUCAGGCUAUGCAACGUUACGAAGGGGACCACCUCCUGCCCCACCUAAAAGAGACCAGAAUACCAAACUUUCUGGAGAUUGGUAAUCAGUUAACAACUUUUUGCCUAGUUACAAACUGUAAAAACUAAUGUACUAUGAUUUAGGAUCCUUGUGUCAUAAUAUUCAGUCAAGAAAUGCCGUUUGGGAUAAAGGUCAUUGUGCACUUCAUAUGCCUCCUGUUCAGCAGAAACAAUUUCCAGAGAUCCAAUGCUAGUUCCCAAUGCGGACAGGACCAAAACACAGUUCAUAUUCUACAUAUAAAGAAACCUUUUUGUAGUGUAUGUUGGUGUGCAGUGUGUCUGCAUGUAUUCCUACAAUAGGCUUAUAAUUCUGUAAUUAAUAAUAUAGCAGAUGUACAAUAAAAGAUAACAAGAAUGUUUUAUCUCACUCUGUCUGGAUUGGGUUAGGAAAGUUUUUAAAACUUGGUGCAGUAGAUGUUCUACUAUUCAAGUCACCCAUGUCAGUAUGACUUUAAGUGAACCUGUGAGACAUUUUAAACUAAUAGUCCUG
Molecule: messenger RNA, 4052 nt
Organism: Nanorana parkeri
Lineage: Eukaryota; Metazoa; Chordata; Amphibia; Anura; Dicroglossidae
Gene: RAPH1
Product: Ras association (RalGDS/AF-6) and pleckstrin homology domains 1
Biological process (GO): signal transduction
Cellular component (GO): cytosol; plasma membrane
Source: RefSeq, a predicted model, not a curated record